UCUUUCCGUUUUUCAGUCACCGGAGGAUGUCGUACGACACCGUCUCGUCGCCGAAAGCGUGACUCCGUCCCCAGGAUUUAUUUGAGUUUUUGCCGCAAUCCCGAGGAAAAGUGCCAAGUCCUUCCGAGGAGUUUGUUAUGCUGCGCUCGUCGACGUCGUCGUCGUCGUCGUCAUCGUCGUUGUCAUCUCGCAAUAGGUCCGGAAAGUUCAUGGAUACAUGUGUAUGUGCGCGUACGCUAAUAUGCGAGAGUGUAUGUGUAUGUCAUUUGCUUAUUUGUGCUUAUUUGCAAAUUGAUCAAGAGACGAGAACCUUGCGUCUCGCGCGAUGCUGGCUCGUUUCACGGGAAUGUCCUUCAACAUAUUGCACGACAUGUAAUACAUACGUUGUUCGCGAAUGUUUUUUUCUUAUAUAUAUAUAUAUAUCGGACGCUUUAUAAUUAAUUAUGAUAUUUUAUAAAAAUUGCCGAUCGACACCGAGUGUUUUGGUUGACGAUAGUUUUGUUUUACUACGUGAUGAAAAGUUUUAGAGCAGAGUAUAAACAUUAAUAGUUUUAAUGAUACAAUUUUUAAAAACAAUAUUCUAUAGUGAUAUGAAAAAAAAUUACAUCUGAAAGAAACUUGAUAUUUAUACGUUAUUUAAAAGUUUGAAUAAAGAAGAGAGAUACAGUUUAAAGUCUACUUUUAAUAAAUUAUUGAAUCACUGAUGUAAUAUUAACAUACAUUAUGGAUAUACCUAAUAUUGACAUUACAAGUCUGAGAGAGAGAGACAGAGAGAGAUGAUAUUUUGUCUAUAUAUAUUUCCGUUAUGUAGAGUUUGCACUAUGCUUUGGUACAUAUAUGUAGUGCAUGUCUAGUGUUGAUGUUACUGUACAUUAUCUCUCAAGACUAAAAGUUAAGAUAUGUUGAAAAUAAAGUUUGAAAAAGAUAUAUUUUCAAGAUCUAAUCUCAUGUCGUGCAUUGUACAAUAUGUGAGCGCAUCCUAUAAAUAAUUGUAUUAAAUGUUAACUCCUCAUAUUAAUACAGCUGUGUAUAUUUAUUCUUGGAUAUAUGAAGACGUUUCUUAUCUUGUAAUGAGCAAAAACUUAACGACACUUGCAAUGGAUAAAAUAAACUUUGUACAUCCUUUUCAGAUAUGACUUUUUCCGCAUGCACUAUACCACAUAAUUGCUCAAGAAAUUAUUUGAUGCGGGUGGAUGAUGACUUGUGUGCUGUUCGACGACAGUGAGGUGUAUACGCCGUGAUGGGGUGGGCGAUAUCCACCGCAGCAUGGAUUUUCAUAUGGAGUUGCUUGUUGCGGAACAUCAAUCUAGCUCCGCAGCCAUCUCCAAAGCAAGUGCCGUGCGAUAAGACAAGAAAAGUCUUUGCAGACUCAUGGGGAAUUAUCAGCGAUGGGCCUAUGGGCUCGAAUUACACUCAAGAUUCUCACUGCGAAUGGCUCAUUAAAGCUAACCAUAGUCGCCAAUUUAUUACAUUAAGUUUCCGGACUAUGGGCACAGAGUGCAGUUAUGACUAUGUAUUUGUUUACGAUGGAGAUUCCUUUCGUUCCCCGCUUUUAGGUAGUUUUAGUGGUAAAACAGAGCCGCAACAAGUGACAUCAUCGUCUGGUUAUAUGUUGAUAUUAUUAUAUAGUGACACAAACUACGUCCUAGAUGGUUUUCAUGCAGAGUUUUCAGUCACGGAUUGCCCAAACAAUUGUACCCAUCAUGGAAAGUGCAUCAACAAUACAUGCUUUUGCGAAAACGAUUGGGGAGGUAAAGACUGCUCUCGGGCGCUCUGUCCAAACAAUUGCAGUGGCGCCGGUAUCUGUGGCUUAAAAAGAUGUGAAUGCAACAGUGGAUACUCCGGACAAUCUUGUUCGUUGCAUAAAACGCAUCCAGAAGGAAAUCGAUGGCAUUGGCUCUCUCAUUCGGAGGGUGGACUAAGACCACGCGCAGCUCAUACAGCAGUCUACAUUCAGGAAACAGACUCACUUUACGUUUUCGGUGGCUACGAUCUUAAUUAUAUUCUCAGCGAUUUGGAAGUGUACAGGUUUAGUACAAGCCAAUGGGAAGACGAAUACGGAAAUGUAUUAGAGGGUGCUGCAUCCGCCGAAUAUCUAGAUCCUAUGUUGAUCGCUACCGAAUUACGCAAUCCCGGCGCCAAAGAGAUAUACGGCCUACCGACGUCGUCUUUAAUCUGGAAGGUCCUUUAUAGCAUCAAGGAUAAUAAUACUUUCGGUCUGCUCGAUCGGACCGCUAACGGCAGUCGCGAGCAUGGCAUGCGAGAGUUUAGGAACAUGCCUAAGGAGAACGAGAAGAGUAGAAGCACCAUUAGGAUCGAUAGAAACGACGAUCCCAGAAGAAAGCAUCCGCGAAAUAUAAGAUCGCGAUAUUCGCAAAUGUUGACAAGAUACCGCAGAAACUUGGAAAACUUAUAUCGAGAACAUGAUGCGACAGAUGUACAAAAUGACAACGCGAAAUGGGAGGAGCAGGUGGUAGCGGGGCCCGCUGAGGAUAAUAUAUUUAUGCAAGAAUUUAUAGAUCCUAAAUUAACCACGAGCGAGUCACUAAAAGAGGAAGCUACGGAACCAACCGUUGACGAUUUACCCAAACCGGGUCCUCGAUAUGGUCACGCCGCAUGUAAAUAUCAAGAUGGCUUUGUAAUCUAUGGAGGAAAAGUGCCAGAAGAAGAUGGUUCCGUGUCGAACGAACUGUGGCAUUACAAUGUGAAUAAGCGUAUAUGGACUUUACGUGCUAAAAACUCUCCCUUCUAUCCUCCCAGACUCACGAGGCACACUAUAACCUUGGCGGGUGACUACGUCUACUUGUUCGGAGGCAGCACUAUUGAUGGAGAAUUUUCGUCCAGGCUUUAUAAAAUUAAAUUACAUUUAUCGGAUCCUACGGCAACCAGCGAGAGAUGGAUAGAGGUACGACCUCGAGGCGGUAAGGAACUCGACGUGCGCGUGGUGGCACAUUCAACCGUCUAUCAUCGCGCUACCAAUUCCUUGCUGGUAUAUGGCGGCGUGGUUGCCAGCGUUGCCCGUUUCAGCAAAUUGUCGGAUCGAAUGUUCGUCUUUCAAUUGGAUAGGAAGGUCUGGUCUGAAAUUCAUUAUCCGAGGGCGCACUUGCGAGACACAUACGUGCCGAGAGAACGCGCGUUCCACACGUGUAACAUCAUAGGAAAUUAUCUGGUGGUGUUUGGCGGAUAUUCUCAUAGACAUAACAAAGAGGAGAUCUGUUAUGACAAUCAGAUGUAUCUUUAUCAUCUCGGUUGUCACGCUUGGGUGAGCCACGAUGUGCUAGGCUUAAUCGAUAAAGAUUCCCGUUAUCCUAAGCAGCAGGGCGUAUUCGCACACGCGGCGGAUGUACGUAAUGGAAAUAUUCUAUUGCUCGCCGGUGGAUAUCACGGCAACGUAAACGCCGAUCUUCUCGCGUACACUUUGCCACCCAUGUUGGCGCCGGGAGAUGAAGACUACAUCGAACCGGAACAAAUUUGCUCGAGACACAAGAGUCUGAUGGAGUGCGCGGCAAAUCCCGAAUGCGGCUGGUGUUCAGCGGAUGAGAUAUGUUAUGGUCGGACGAUAGGCAGCAAUUGCACGACGAAUCUGCAAACGACGCGCUGUCCGGGUGUUUGUCCCGCUUUGGGCGAUUGUCAUUCCUGCCUGAUACACGGCCAACCUGGCGGCGGCUGGGGCACAAACUUUCGCGGCAGGAAAUCCGUCUCGAACAAGCUUAAUCUGGGUACGUGCACGUGGUGCGUCCAGAACGCUCGUUGCCAUCACAAGGACGACAAUUAUGGAGUGUGCGGCUUGCGAGACGAUACACCCUCACAAAUACCAGGCUGGUGGGGUUCGAAAGGCACGGAGAUCACCAAAGUCGAGGAGUGCCGGGAGAUGGACAGGAGACCGGGUUUGACCUUCCUCAAAUAUAAGCCGCCAGUGAAUUUCAGCCAACCCGACUCAGUUGCCAUAGUAAACGCGACCACCGUCGACUUUAUGCCAUCCAUGCAAGGCGCGAAAACGGAAGCGGCGUUGGGUGGUGAGAUGAUCGCUAGACUGACCGGCUUCCUCAGACCGCCGAAUUAUUUUUGGGACAGCGCGGCGGAACAGCUGAAGAUCUGCGUCGGUUACAAUAGUGCGACGCUUCAUGUAUCGCGAAACGACGAUCCUGAUAAGCUGGAAUUGGUCGCCAAUUUAACCGCGGAAACGUCGCAAUAUAUACCGAUAAAAUGGGCGGACGGGCAUCCGAUGGAGCUGCAACCAGGCCGUUACCUGUUGGACUUUGAAUCGAAAAGGAUGGUAACCGCAAGCUACGCUCAUGCGAGCAAGAUGGAGAUCACACAUAAUAAGAAGACGGAAAAUCCGAAGGUCUUUACAUUCGAGUACCUAGAGCCGUAUCAAAACGGCUCUUGUCAUCAGUAUGGCAACUGCCUGCAUUGUCUGACGGAUUCUUCGUGCGGCUGGUGCGACAUCACUCACCAGUGUCUACCGCGAUCGGCUAACGAGACGGAGAGCUGCGCGGCGGAUGUGGAUUGGGACGAGCGGGGCGAGCCAAUACGCGAAUGGCAUUACUUGACGAUCACGCCAUCGACGUGCGCCAACUGCUCCAACUACAUCUCCUGCGAGUCGUGUGUAAGCACCAAACUGUGCGAGUGGUGGACGGAGGAAGCAAAAUGCGCGCGAAUCGGCCGAUUGCCGAACGCUGUGGUGAGUCUGGAGCAAUGCCCGAUCCCGUGCCGACAACGCUUCAAUUGUACUCAGUGUCUGGACGAGCGCGGUAGGUGCGUGUGGUGUGAGGCCACGCGCGAAUGCUUCUCCUUCUCCGUGUACACGUCUGAGUAUCAAUUCGGCCUAUGCCGGGAAUGGAUGGAUCAGGCAGGUCUAAUGGGUGUAACGUCACGUAGCUCCUCACUGACCGGCAACGAUCAGUGCAAGAGUUGCAGCCGGCACUCAAACUGUUCUAGUUGCUUACAUUCGCUCAGCUGCGGAUGGUGCUACAGCCUGGAUAAUCCCAUUACCGGCGUGUGCGUGCAGGGUGAUUUCAAUCAGCCGCAUGUCAACUGCAGCGCGGUCAUCAAUGAGGAUCGAAACGGCAGCCUAAGAGCGGACGAGUCCGGCUGGGCAUACGCGCAGUGCCCAGACGUAGACGAAUGCGAUCUCGGCCUUCACGAUUGCCAUCCCGACGCACUCUGCACCAAUACACAUGGCAGCUUUAGCUGCCAAUGUAAGCGCGGUUUCAACGGCGACGGCAAGGAGAAUUGUACCAAGACCUGUUACGAGAAAUGUGUCAAUGGAUAUUGCAGCGAAGCACCGGAUUACAAGUGCGAAUGCAACCUGGGCUGGACCGGGCCGGACUGUCGGACCAACUGCGGCUGUUACAAUCACUCCACGUGCGUACAGGGACCAGGUAUUUGCGACGAAUGUCAGGACUGGACGACCGGACGCUACUGUGAGGAGUGCAAGGCGGGCAGCUACGGAAACGCGACAAUGCCGUUGGGCUGCCGCGAGUGCGACUGCAACGGACACGGUGACAUUGAACUUGGCGUGUGUGAUCGGCAGACCGGGAUGUGUUUCUGCCGUGAUAACACCGAGGACGAUAAAUGCCAGCGUUGCAAACGCGGCUACUACGGUGAUCCGCGCGACGGCGGAAUGUGCUAUUAUGGCUGCAUGUCGCGGGGUAUGCUGGGUGGCGUAGGAAACGGCAAGCAGGGUCUCGGUAGCCGACAUUCCCAAUCGUCGCUCUGGGGAAGCCAUGCAGGCGAUUCGCCGACAAGAGAGUGUCUCUGGAUCGUCAGUCCCGAGACGAAUCUUUCGUCGGACGCGACUACACCAGUAAUUCAGAGCGUGCUACAGUUCACUAUUCACGACAUCAACGUGAGCUGCCAGGAAAACAGCGUGUACGUGUAUGACGGUUUGCCGGAGUUUGUCUCAUCCACCGGUGGCCACCAGAGCCAGUUACUGGGCGUUUAUUGUACGGAGAGCACCGACUAUCCGGUGACGGUGGAGGCCAAGUCCGGCUUUCUGACGGUGCACUACAAACAAUUAGAUGAAGUCGAGGGCUUCAAUGCAAGCUACGUGGUGAUGACAUGCAAUAACUGUCCGGGAAAUCGCGAGUGCCGAAACGGCAACUGCCUUUGCAAAUCCGGAUAUGUUGGUAUCAAUUGCGAUGUGGAGAUAUGCCCGAACAAUUGCACUGCCUCGAAAAAACGCGGUGUCUGCGACAAAGGAUACGGCCGUUGCGUUUGCAUAUCGGACUACGGCGGUCGCGACUGUUCCGUCCGGCUCAAGGAUCAUCAGUUGAUCUUCACGGAGCUAUUCAAUUCGGAAUAUCUGGCCGAUCAUCUGGAUCAUUUGAGGAAAACGCUGCCGCGCUUUGGACAUAGUCUGGUGGCCGAUCGACGCGGCAGUCUGUGGAUGUUUGGCGGCUACUCGCUUAGCCACGGACCCUUGAACGACAUCAGGCUCUUUGAUACGAAAAACAAUACAUGGAUGCCAGUGACGGUCGAAUCUACUUCAGAGGCGUCUAUGCCGCAGGGCCGCUACUUCCACGCCGCUGAAAUCGUGCACAGUAGGCAGCAGAUCUAUGUAUAUGGCGGUCUAUCGAUGAAAGACGAGGAUGUGCAGGGAUUAUCGAAUAACACUCUUAGCGACUUUUGGAAGUUUAGUCUGCAGAAUCAGCGAUGGAGCCAGAUCGUGCAGGAUGAGUCUAAGAAGGAACCGUUGCCACUAGCCGGUCAUACGCUGACUCUACGCAGAGAUGGAGAGUCGGAGAGUUUGAUUUUAAUUGGUGGUUUCAGCCCCAAGUACGGAUACCUGGAUACCGUUUGGGAAUUUAAUCUGGAAACGGAAACUUGGGACACGGUGAAUACCGAAGGGAAUGGACCUUUGGGUGUUUACGGCCAUUCUACAGUGUAUCAUGGCAAGUCGGAUAGCUUCUACAUCUUUGGUGGCUACACGUACGCGGUGAACAGGACAUUCAUUUCGAACAAGUUGUACGCCCUGGAUUACAAGACACGGACGUGGUCCGUAUUGCCGCCAUUUGAGGAUGAUUUUACUGAUGGCAGCAACUUGCCACAAGCUAGAUUCUUGCAUUCCGCGGUCACGACAGACGAAUAUAUGGUGAUAUUCGGCGGCCGGCAAAAUCCUCAUAACACCUCGGACUCGCUAAUAGCAUACAAGUACUCGUGCAAUCUGUGGAUACGUUUGAUAACGAGAGACAUGGAAACGAUUGGCAGUCCACCACCGCCGGCCUACGCUCACGCGAUGACCCACGCCGAUCCAGAAUCGAAUGCCAUUUACGUCGUCGGCGGCUUUGAUGGCGGUAUAAAGAGUCACGUCACAUUGAUCAGCGUACCGGAGGAUCUAUGCAAAUUGUGGACAGACAAGAUCACAUGCAGAAAAUACUUCGGCUGCUCUUUCUGUGCUGUCAUCACCAUUGUCGGCAUUAACGACUCGUUCUGCUUCUCGAAUGAGAUCUCGAGCAACCGUGAUGAUAAAUGCGAUAUUAACGUCAUUCAAGCGCAACGAUCAAACGGAAUAUUCUGUAACUCGGACUGGAUGGCUGGCAGAAAAUGUCAAAGCUUCAACACUUGCACAGAAUGCUUGGCGGAAUGGCCGUAUUACAAGGAAGACAAGCCGGUCUGCAAAUGGUGCACCAACUGUCCGCACGAUAUCUCAUCCAAAUGCAUUCCAUUCGACCGGGACUGCGAUGAACAAACGCAAGGGCCAGAUAAAUCGUCAUGCACCGUGUCGGUUACCAAUGUGAAUCAAUGCAAGGAACGCAAGUGUCCAGCGAGUGAUUGCGAGAAAUGCAACAGUCUCACCGAUUGCGUGUGGACAAGGCAGGUGCUGAAGACCGAGCUGGGACCAAAGUUGACAGGAGAACCCGUUUACGAUUGGAACUGUGUGUCAGACAGUAUCUUUGAGCGAUCCAGCAUCAAGAUGAGCAGCACGCAAUGCGAGAAAAGAUGCUCCGAGCAUAAAGACUGCAGGAGCUGCUUGAAGGGUACCGGGGCUGAAGGCGGAUGGAGCGAAUGUAGAUGGUCCACGCGAUUGAACGAAUGCAUCUCACCGUCGUAUCAGCCACUCUACUGCGCCGGCGGCGUUUGCGGUUUGGUUUUACGUAGCGCGGAUAUGGACCAUUGCCCAGAGCCGUGCUCGGUUUUCAAGCAGUGCAGCACCUGUCUGAAACACUCGCACUGCGGCUGGUGCUCCCUAGACUCUGCCGACGUAACCGGUCAAGGGAUAUGCACGGAAGGAUCGCUGGAAGCGCCAACCGAUCAUCCAGCAGGCGGCACCUGCGAGAUGCUCUACCAUCAACAUUUCCCGGGAACCGAAGCGCCGAUUACCACCACAACAUUGCAUCCCGCAGACUCUUUAGAAUCACAAGAAAACAACGUAACGUUGUCGUUGUCAUUAUCUAAUCACGCGACAACACCAGAGUUUUCGUGGCAUUAUGUCCGCUGCCCGCCAGAGAACGAAUGUGAAAACGGACAUCACACUUGUUCACCGAAGAGCGAGAAGUGUUUCGAUCUGGAGGAGGGUUUUGAGUGCAAAUGCGGGGACGGAUACAAGACCGAGACUACCUGGGGCAGCGAUUUCGGUAAAAAGAUCUGUGUGCCAAUGUGCACGCAAGGUUGCGUGAGAGGCACGUGCGUGGAACCAGACUCGUGCCGUUGCGAUUUUGGCUACGUGGGCGCCAACUGUUCCAUUCAGUGUCAGUGCAACGGCCACAGCGAUUGCUUGGGCCCAGACAAGCUCGAUGUGUGCACAAAGUGCCAUAAUAACACAAUGGGACAGCAAUGCGAGAAAUGCAUGCCGUUGUACGUCGGCAAUCCUGCGGACAAUGGUCAAUGUGUGCCGUGUCUCGAAUAUUGCAAUGGGCACACGCGAAUCUGCAUCAAUGACAGCAUGACCGUGCCCGAUCCCAACUCGGUCAAAAAGAUGUCGAUAGAGAUGUUGACCAAGCAGCUGGUCGAGGGACCGGUGGCCAAGGCCAAAUGCAUCAAUUGCGACAACAACACUAUGGGCGACAAAUGCGGCGAGUGCGUGACCGGUUACUUCCGCGGCACGGAGGAUCUGCGUGACGUGUGCCGAUCGUGCGAAUGCCACGGUCACGGCUUCACGUGCGAUCCCGUGACCGGCGAAAAAUGCAACUGCGGUAACAAUACGGAAAGCGAGCCGUCCUGCAUCAGCGGUCCCAUGAAAGGCACUAACACGGGCGGCAUGCCAUGCUGGAAGGUGCAGUGCAGCAAAUGCAGGGAGAACUACGCUGGUACGCCGACGAUGGGCCAUCAGUGCUACAAAACCGUCACGGUUGACAACAAAAUGUGCUUCGAUUCGAAAUUGAUAGACGAGUGUAAAAUGAAGCCGAAACCCUUAAACCCCGGCCAGACUGUUUUCUACAUGGUGCAGCCCCGAUUUAUGAACGUAGACAUCAGAGUGAUGGUGGACGUCACUCAAGGCGCCUUGGAUUUGUUCCUGAGUCCUCGGGACGAUUCCUUCGUAGUCACUUUGAAUUCAUCGACCGGAUAUCAAGACGUCGAGCUGGACAGCAGAUUCAGGUGGCGAUCCGAUCAUUCCGAUAUAUGGUUGGAGGGACAGCCCAACAGCAAGGUUCAAAUCGUCGAAUUUCAUUCUCACGGUUUCGGCGCGGUGAACGGCACCACCACGGAGCCGACGUGGGAUACCGGGCCGCAGUAUUUCGUGAUGGAGCGCUACGCGGAGAACUUGGCCACCUUCAUGACGAUCGACAGACGAAACACGUUCCUAAUGAUACGUAAUCUGACGAAUCGAUUGGUGCUGACAUUGCCACAGGACAAACACGAGCUCGGCCAGACCAAGUUUCACAUCGCGCUACGUGCGAUCGAACCGUCGAAUCCAGAACUGAACGGCCGUGCUGCCUACGGGAUGAUUUUCUUUCGACAGGAUCAGCUGCACAUCGAUUUGUUCGUCUUCUUCUCGUGUUUCUUUUCCUGCUUCUUCCUAUUCUUGGCGGCAUGCGUGGUCGCAUGGAAGACGAAGCAGGCAGCGGAUGUGCGCCGCGCCCGGCGUCGCCACGUCGUCGAAAUGCUGCACAUGGCAAAGCGGCCGUUCGCCUCGGCAACAAUAAUCUACGACCGGGACGGCGGCGAGUGCAGCCCGAGCUCGCCGCAGCGCAAGGGCAGACGCGGCAAGCAUGUCAAUUUUCAUAGCGAUGUGAGACCGGUCGCCGUCGAGCCUACCGACGACAGCGUCGCCGCGGUCGCGACGGUAUUCAUUAGGUUACCCGGCGGCCGCCAAGCGCCCGUCAAACUGGCUCUGGGCAGCUCGCUCAUACUCUUGACCAGAGUCUACCCUGUCAAUAGCCGAGUGUUCCUAAGGCGUAGAAAUAGCCACGCGACGAACUGAGCCCGCGUCACAGUGGAAUCUCGAUCUCGACGGUCUUCGAGUUCCACAUCACGAGCACCGAUCUUUUCGUCGCUGAACUCUUCCGGAACGUCGUUGAUGAGAGUCUCCGAUGUUUGAGUGCAUUCUAUCACAAAUUAAGAUAGCUAUAGUAGAAUCUGGAUUUAAUUAAUGAUCCUGGGAAAUUAUAUAAUAGCUCAUCAGAUUUAAUAGACGAACUUUUUCUUUUUAGGGCGCAGUUUUAACUUUUGCUAAAUAUAACAAACGAGAUAUAACGUAAUCGGGUUAUAACGUAAAUUUUAACGAAAUACGUACUUUACUAUAAUUGCAACAUCUCUGAUAUAUCACUUAUAAUUUUAUCGCUUCUGUUUUUUUUUUUAUUUUUUUUUUUAUUUUUAUUUUUUUUUAUUGAUCUCAUCGCACGCGCGCAUUAUUAAUUGAUAACGUGCACAGCGAUAUCAGAUCUAUACGGAAGCUUUUCCCGCACGAUAAAUACAUAAUAUAUAUAGAAUCUAUCAAAUGCAGACGUAUAAAAUAAUUAUAAUUUUAAUAUUCCGUCGCGCGGGAAUUUUAUAUUACAUGAGUAUUGGAUUCACGAAUCCGGGGACAUUCGAAAACAAAAAUCCCUGGAGAAUCGUAAAUAGAAUCAAAGAUGUUUAAAUACGUAAGAAUUUGUGAAAUCAACAUCUUACGGAUCCAGAUACGACUGCAUUUAUCGAUCCGGAGAAGCGCAAGAAUUACGAAUUCUUGAAAUUGCGAAGAAUUUGCAAAUUUUCGGAAUCUAAGGAUCUAUAUAUGCGUGCAUUGACACACGAAUCGUAUCAUGGAUUUGUAAAUGGAUAAAUUCUUUAAUUAUUAUUAUUAUUUUUUAAACCUUAUUAUUGCAUAACAUAGUUAUAAGAGGAGAAAAGCCGAGAUCAUAAGAUUAUUUAAUCUAAAUAUAAUAUAUUGUCGUAUAUAUCACACAUUCCAUGACGAGACUGUAUACACAUUUGUAUAUAUACAAUCUGUAAUUACGUAUUAAUUCGAACUUUAUAUACAUUUUUAUAGAGACAUUUUACGAGGCGUGGUCUCGCGUCAUGGAACAUACCCGCAAGAUGAUGAAAUCGAUCACGCGCGUAUCUGUAUCAGCUGAACGAACAGUAUUAGAAUUGUUAAUUAGAGAAACGGAGCUCAACGACGAUGCGUACGUUAAGAAGGUUCCUAUGCCAAAACUGAUUAGUGAAUGAAUGUGAGAAAACGUCCUAAUAUAAUAAUAUAUUAUUUAUCAUAAGUAAGGGGAAGGGGAAGAAGAAGUAAAGUAAAAUUACUUAGGAGAAGUAGAGAAGAUUAAAAUUUGUUUCGGGAAAAAAAAUGUACGUAUUCACGCACGGGAAGAGUUGCAGACGCAUGUCGCAAACUUUUAUAACUGGUUGAAAAGACAUUUAUAUACUCUCGAUAGAUUGUUUUUGGUCAGAGAUAAUGAUUACGAUAUUAAUCAAAAUGUAUAGAUAAUAUGAGUGUUGUAACGAUAUCGACAUUGACGUGCUUAGUAAUCAUCGCAGAAGUAUGUAAAUGGGGUAAGGCAGGGAUCGUAUUGUUUUAUAUGAAGUUCAAGACAGUCAUAUAAAUAAGAAUACAAACAUCUCUAAAUCGGACAAUUUCUAACGAAGAUGCAAAAGCAAAAAUUUACAUAAAUAAUGGUUUCAUUUUCAUAAAUUUAACUGUGCGUGUAAAGCUUUUAAUAUGUAAAAAAGAUAUCUGUACGUUGCUAGAGGAGAACGUAGGAUCUAAGAAAUUAAGGAUUUGUAGAUUAAUAGAAUAAAUGAUGAAAUUAAGUGUCUAGCUUAUAACUAAAAUAGAUUAUAUAAAACACACACAUACGCAAUAUUAUAAGACGUAUAAUAAACGUAGUUUUGUAUUUGAGAGAUUUUGACUUCAUAAAAAACAAUGAUCUCUUCGUUAUCUCAUUCUCUUGUGUUCGUUUCUGGACUAGAAUAACGUAACGGUACUUUUUGCGUGUAACGAGAGGGUGGAAAUCUAAGACCUCUUUUAUGUGCAUACAUUUUCUCUUGUUGUAUAUCGUAAACGAAGCAUAUAAGCAAGGGCUUAGAUAUACUACUGUGUAUACGCCAUCGAUUGGCAGGAAGAUCGCACGAGUGCUCCUCUUGACCAGAGAAAAAAGAUAUUCGUCGAUUGAUUAUUAAGCAAACACAUCGACGAUACGACGCAACCAAUUUGUUGAAUCUCAGAGUCUUUUCUUGUCAUGUUAGUCUCGUCAUUGUACGCAAUGCAAUCGACUUUUUGUUAUUUCGCAGUAUCCAUCGAUACAGCUAUUACCUGUCUGUCGCGUUUCUCUUUCUCUCUAUUUUUCUACGUAGAUCUAUAUGUUCGAGAAUCGACAGUAUAUAGCAAAAAUUUAACGAAAUGCAGGUUCUCUGUAGGAAUAAAAAAUCUUGUAAUGCUGCUAAAACAAGAAUCUAAGAAAAAA
Formica exsecta is the source of this 12833-nucleotide messenger RNA. It is a transcript of the gene Megf8, whose product is annotated as multiple epidermal growth factor-like domains protein 8. The transcript is spliced from 15 exons. Lineage: Eukaryota; Metazoa; Arthropoda; Insecta; Hymenoptera; Formicidae. Gene Ontology annotation, molecular function: protein binding; calcium ion binding. The record is from RefSeq and is a predicted model, not a curated record. The coding region runs from base 1241 to 10366 and encodes 3041 amino acids.